AUGGUCGUCCUCAUCCAGAAAAACCAUGCAGCCAUCGCUGGACCUUCUCUUGGGAACGCAAGCCCAGGAGGCUCGGCUGCAUCCGAUGACCAUGAGUUCGACCCCUCAGCCGACAUGCUGGUCCACGAGUUUGACGAUGAGCGGACUUUGGAGGAGGAAGAGUUAAUGGAGGGCGAUGUGAACUUCAGCUCUGAGAUCGAGCACUUGGAAAGGGUGGGUGGAAUGGAGCACUUUGUGUCUUUUUAUUGCCUUGAAUUUGCCACUUUACAGCUCACUCCAUUGUUAUAG
This is a messenger RNA of Nanorana parkeri, 288 nucleotides long. Its product is annotated as mesoderm induction early response protein 1-like. The transcript is spliced from 3 exons. The coding region runs from base 1 to 288 and encodes 95 amino acids. The record is from RefSeq and is a predicted model, not a curated record. NCBI's taxonomy places the organism in Eukaryota, Metazoa, Chordata, Amphibia, Anura, Dicroglossidae.